Molecule: messenger RNA, 1651 nt
Organism: Lotus japonicus
Lineage: Eukaryota; Viridiplantae; Streptophyta; Magnoliopsida; Fabales; Fabaceae
Exons: 4
Coding region: 231-1337 (368 amino acids)
Biological process (GO): RNA processing
Molecular function (GO): protein binding
Source: RefSeq, a predicted model, not a curated record
AUAUAUGAAGAUUCUACAGUUCUCUCCCUCUUUUAUAUAAAGGUUUGGAUACCAAUAAAAAAAAGGAAUUAUAAAAAUUGCUCUAAAUUGUUGUCUGCCUCUCAAAAAAUCUUUCCAGCACAGAAGAUCUCUCAUCACCUUGGAAUCUAGAAAAAGUGUUCUAUAAUUGAACCUUAAAAGCAAGGGACAACCACACAUAGUAUCUAUCUUAUCAUCUUCAAUCAGAAAGCAUGCUUCUAAGAAGCUCAUCUACCCCAGUUCUUGGUUCUCUCCUACCUUCCUUCACAGAAAGUCCUAGUAAUGUUCUUCACUCUGAAUCAUGUCACACACAGAAGCAUCUUCCACCAACUAGUGUCCCUCAACAUCAACACAGGCGUUCUUUCAGUCAAAUUGGAUCCUUUGGUCUUUCUCCAUUCUCAUGCAAUUCUUCUCCAAUAUCUCCCUCCAUUGCUGACCUUGACAGACAGAACAAAGGGUUCAGAAGAGUUCAGUCUGAAGGGAACUUAGAAGAUUUGGUCUACAAUUCUUGCAGUGAAGACAGGUUCAGUUACAUAGACACUCCUAAGAGGUUUUCAGGGAGACAAAGGUGUUUGACACUGGAAACAAUUCCAUCUUUCACUCUUUCUAAGCACAGAGGAUAUCUGGAAGAAGAUGAAGUUGAAAGUGACACUGAAGAUGAGGCAGAGUAUGAGGAAAAGGAAGGUGAUGGUUUGAAUUUCAGUGUGGUGAAUAAUGGCAGUGGUGUUAUGUUGACCGAAGAUUUGUUGGGAGUGAAGGAUGGAUUUUGCAGGGUGGGUUUUGGUGGCCAGGAAGAGGGUGUUGGUGGGGGAGAAAUGUAUCUUGCAAAGGGGCUUGGUGUUGGUAGCUUUGGUGAUGGCAUGGGUGGAUGCAGAGGUGGUGGUGGUGGUGGAGGUGGUGAUCAUAGUUCCAUGGGUUCUGGUGGGAAUGAUGGAGAUAUGCAUGGGGUGGAAGAAUAUUAUAAGAAAAUGGUAGAGGAAAGUCCAGGGGAUCCAUUGUUUCUCAGGAAUUAUGCUCAGUUUUUGUAUCAGUGCAAACAUGACCUUAAAGGAGCAGAGGAGUACUAUUCGCGAGCCAUACUAGCAGACCCAAAAGAUGGAGAAGUUCUAUCACAGUAUGGGAAGCUAGUUUGGGAGCUACAUCAUGAUGAAGAACGAGCCUCAAGCUAUUUUGAAAGGGCAGCACAAGCCUCUCCUGAAGACAGCCAUGUACAUGCUGCAUAUGCAAGUUUCCUUUGGGACACAGAGGAAGGAGAAGAUGGGUGCAAUGAGUCUCAAUGUUUACCAUCACAUUAUCAUCUUGGAGCUAUAGCUAAUUAGCUACUACAUGCUUAAGAGAGAUGAAGAAUGGGUGAAGAUAUAACAAUUGCAGAACUGAUGUCUUACAAUGUAUGGCUGCGAUUCUUAUAUUGAAGGUUCUGUUGAGAAGUACACAUGUUCUGGUUACUAAAAUCACAAACUCAUGUAUAGCUUUGAGUUUCCCUCAACUGAAUCACAAAAUCAUGUGUUGCUUUGAGUUUCUCUGGUACAGUGGGUCUUAUGGGUGCAAAUUUGCUGACAUGCUACUAGUUUUGUAUGCAAACCAUUCAAUGAUCAACAUAUUGAUUAAUAAAAUGUCAUAUUUGAGACUUGUA